Molecule: messenger RNA, 2868 nt
Organism: Pteropus alecto (black flying fox)
Lineage: Eukaryota; Metazoa; Chordata; Mammalia; Chiroptera; Pteropodidae
Gene: PKP1
Product: plakophilin 1
Exons: 14
Coding region: 205-2388 (727 amino acids)
Biological process (GO): intermediate filament bundle assembly; cell-cell junction assembly; cell-cell adhesion
Cellular component (GO): adherens junction; cytoplasm; nucleus
Molecular function (GO): cadherin binding
Source: RefSeq, a predicted model, not a curated record
UGCAGGCAGGGGCGGUAUAUCCAGUCUGACGCAGGGCGGGCCUCGCCAGUGCCAGGAGAGGGACGCGCCAGGGCGGAGGCGCCAGGAGCAGCCCCGAGCCUUCGCGAACACUCAGUCUAUGGCCACAGGGAGCCGCUGACAAGAGCCCGCCCUCCGCGCGCCCCGCGCUCUCCAGGCCAGCGCGCCCGCGCCUCCGCCGCCACCAUGAACCACUCGCCGCUCAAGACCGCCCUGGCCUACGAGUGCUUCCAGGACCAGGACAACUCGACGCUGGCCCUGCCCUCCGAUCAGAAGAUGAAGACCGGCACGUCCGGCAGGCAGCGCGUGCAGGAGCAGGUGCUGAUGACCGUCAGGCGGCAGAAGUCCAAGUCCUCCCAGUCGUCCACCCUGAGCCACUCCAACCGAGGGUCCCUGUACGAUGGCUUGGCCGACAAUUACAACAACUAUGGGACUGCCAACCGGAGCAGCUACUACUCCAGGUUCCAGGCGGGGCCUGGCUCGUGGGCCUAUCCGAUCUACAAUGGUACCCUCAAGCGGGAGGCUGACCACCGGCGCUUCAGCUCCUACAGCCAGAUGGAGAGCUGGGGCCGCCACCUGCCCCGGGCUGGCUGUCCCACCGCGGGCGCCGGCAGCGACAUCUGCUUCCUGCAGAAGAUCAAGGCCAGCCGCAGCGAGCCGGACCUGUACUGUGACCCCCGGGGCACCCUGCGCAAGGGCGUGCCCAGCAGCAAGGGCCACAAGACCACGCAGAGCCGUUACAGCUUCUACAGCACCUGCAGCGGCCAGAAGGGGGCCAAGAAGUGCGUGGCCCGCCCGCCCUCCUGCACCUCCAAGCAGGAGCCGGUGUACAUCCCGCCCAUGUCCUGCAGCAAGGACAUGUCCUUUGGCCACUCCAGGGCCAGCUCCAAGAUCUGCAGUGAGGACAUCGAGUGCAGUGGGCUGACCAUCCCCAAGGCCGUGCAGUACCUGAGCUCCCAGGAUGAGAAGUACCAGGCCAUCGGGGCCUAUUACAUCCAGCACACCUGCUUCCAGGACGAGUCUGCCAAGCAGCAGGUCUAUCAGCUGGGGGGCAUCUGCAAGCUGGUGGACCUCCUGCGCAGCCCCAACCAGAACGUGCAGCAGGCAGCGGCCGGCGCCCUACGCAACCUGGUGUUCCGCAGUGCCACCAACAAGCUGGAGACCCGGAGGCAGGGCGGCAUCCGCGAGGCCGUCAGUCUCCUGAAGAGAACCGGCAACGCCGAGAUCCAGAAGCAGCUGACCGGGCUGCUCUGGAACCUGUCCUCCACCGACGAGCUGAAGGAAGAGCUCAUCGCCGACGCCUUGCCCGUCCUGACCGACCGCGUCAUCGUCCCCUUCUCCGGCUGGUGUGACGGCAACAGCAAUGUGCCCCGAGAAGUCGUGGACCCUGAGGUCUUCUUCAAUGCCACGGGCUGCCUGAGGAACCUGAGCUCCGCUGACGCGGGCCGUCAGACCAUGCGAAACUACACGGGGCUCAUCGACGCCCUCAUGGCCUACGUGCAGAGCUGCGUGGCCGCCAGCCGCUGCGAUGACAAGUCCGUGGAGAACUGCAUGUGCAUCCUGCACAACCUCUCCUACCGCCUGGACGCCGAGGUGCCCACCCGCUACCGCCAGCUAGAGUACCACACUCGCAACGCCCACACCGAGAAGUCCUCCACCAGCUGCUUCAGCAACAAGAGCGACAAGAUGAUGAACAACAACUACGACUGCCCGCUGCCCGAGGAGGAGGCCAACCCCAAGGGCAGCAGCUGGCUGUACCACUCGGACGCCGUCCGCACCUACCUGAACCUCAUGGGCAAGAGCAAGAAGGACGCCACCCUGGAGGCCUGCGCCGGGGCGCUGCAGAACCUGACCGCCAGCAAGGGGCUGAUGUCCAGCGGCAUGAGCCAGCUGAUCGGGCUGAAGGAGAGAGGCCUGCCGCACAUCGCCCGCCUGCUGCAGUCCGGCAACUCGGACGUGGUGCGGUCCGGGGCCUCCCUGCUCAGCAACAUGUCACGCCACCCGGCGCUGCACAGAGUGAUGGGGAACCAGGUAUUCCCUGAGGUGACCAGGCUCCUCACCAGUCACACCGGCAACACCAGCAACUCGGAAGACAUCUUGUCCUCGGUCUGCUACACCGUGAGGAACUUGCUGGCCUCCCAGCCGCAGCUGGCCAAGCAGUACUUCUCCAGCAGCAUGGUCAACAACGUGGUCAACCUGUGCCGCAGCAGCUCCUCGCCCAAGGCCGCAGAAGCUGCCCGGCUCCUCCUGUCAGACCUGUGGUCCAGCAAGGAACUGCAGGCCAUCCUCAGACAGCAAGGCUUCGACAGAAACAUGCUGGGAGCCUUAGCCGGGGCCAACAGCCUCAGGAACUUCACCUCCCGCUUCUGAGAGGAGGUUGUCCCAGCAAGCUCAGCUCACAGAAGUGACCGGCCCCUCGGAGGAGACCGCAGGCUGGCUGGAGGGUCGUUCUGCCCAUCUGUGCAGCAUUUGGAAAAAGUCAAGCAACUGAGAGCAAAUCUGAAAACCGCGGAUGACGGAAAUAUUCUUAGAUUCUUCUUUUUUUUCCCUUGGGAGAUGGCAAGCGACGGGGGUGGGGGAGGGGGCCUUUCCUGAGUUAAAGGGGCUUUUAUGAUGUCAAUACUUCUUUUGCUGAGAAACGGUAUAUAUACGUGUGUGUAACGUAGGUGUGUGCACGCGUGUGCACACGCGUGUGCGUGCGUGUGUGUGCGUGCCUGGCGGCACGACCGUGAACUCCAGGAAGCAGGGAGCCGGGAGAUCGGGGCGCACAGGUGGCGAAGCCGUCGUGCUCACGGGCCAGUGACCGUGCUUCUUGUUAGGGCCGCACUUCCAGAAACGCCCGUGCCAGGU